CGACCUCCUUUUAAUCAUUCAAGAUGCGGUUUUCAGCAAUAGCUUCUUUCAGCUGGUUCCUUUUUGGCGCUGCGUUCGCUUCGGGCGAAGAAAGCAGAUCGACCUGCGACGAAUUGGCCUUUAUCCUUCCCAACAGCACUUUCUAUCCAGAAGCCCCAGCAUACAAUGCAUCAAUAUCAUCUUACCCAUUCCUUCAACUUCGACUACACCCAUCAUGCAUUAUCCGACCAAAAAGCGCACGCGACGUUUCCCAGGCCAUCAGUGUUCUGAAAGAUAGCAAUUGCACCAGAUUCGCAGUCAAAGGCGGCGGCCACAAUGCUAAUGCGGGGUUCAACAACAUACAAAAUGGUGUCACGAUUGACAUGCAAAGUCUGAAUGAUGUGGAGGUAGCAAGAGGUGACAAAGUGGUCAGAGUUAGCGCUGGUGCACUUUGGCAAAAGGUUUAUGACACGGCGGAAAAGCGCAAUUUGACAGUAUUGGGAGGUCGUAUCGGCGUCGUGGGUACUGCGGGAUUCUUGACGGGUGGCGGCAUCUCAUUCUUCUCGCCUGAGCAUGGCUGGGCGUGCGACGCAGUUGUAAACUUCGAAGUUGUGCUUGCCAGCGGCGAGAUAGUCAACGCAAAUGCGACCUCGCAACCAGAUCUCUACGCCGCACUCAAGGGCGGCCAGUCUAACUUCGGCAUUGUCACUCGGUUUGAUCUCAAGGCGUUCCCUGCGACUACAAUUUGGGGUGGCAGGACUGUCUAUCAUCCCAAUGCUACAAUACCUUUGCUUACCGCCUUCACUGAGUUCAAGAGUGGCGAGUAUGAUCCAUACGCCGCAGGUUGGGUUACCGUGCGAUACAACCACACUGCAGCAACUUUCAACCCCGUGAGCAUCAUGUGGUACACUAAACCAGCACAAAAGCCCGGCGCGCUUAAGAGUAUCCUGGAAGUUAAACCGCAAAUAAUGAACGGCAGGGUAGAAGCACCUGUCAGCGAGCACACGAGAAACGCAUCGCGAAUGGUAGUUGCUGAUCCCAAACGGACCAUUUGGGCAACAACCUCGUUCUCAAUCUCCCCUACGAUUGUACACCGCAUUCACGCUCUUUGGAAAGAGGUCGUUCCCGAAGUCGCUAAGCAGUAUGCCUACGCCAAACCCGUCGCAGAAAUCACAUUCCAAGCUCUCCCAGCUCCACCGCGGAACGGUACAUCUCCUAAUAGCCUCGGGUUUACGGCUGCCGAGACGCCAGAGAAGGAUCUUGUCUUCCUCCAGAUCAUCUUCACGUUUGACGAUGAGGCUGCUACUGAAGGGUUUGAGGAGGCUUUAAAAGAUUUCUUGAAGCUAAUUGAGGGGUUGGCGAAGGACGAGGGUGUGCUACAUAGGUACAAGUACUUGAACUUCGCGGCGUCAUUUCAGGAUCCGCUUGCUAGCUAUGGUCAAGAGCAGAAGGAUACUUUGAGGGAGGUGGCAGAGAAGUAUGACCCUGAGGGUGUGUUUCAAAAGCAGGUUCCGGGAGGGUUCAAACUGUUCUAAACAAAGUUGCAAUAGCAUCUGUGCUUCUCGUAAUGCGGGAC
Cucurbitaria berberidis CBS 394.84 is the source of this 1555-nucleotide messenger RNA. Its product is annotated as FAD-binding domain-containing protein. The record is from RefSeq and is a predicted model, not a curated record. The coding region runs from base 24 to 1514 and encodes 496 amino acids. Gene Ontology annotation, molecular function: FAD binding. Lineage: Eukaryota; Fungi; Ascomycota; Dothideomycetes; Pleosporales; Cucurbitariaceae. The transcript has 2 exons.